Pochonia chlamydosporia 170 is the source of this 819-nucleotide messenger RNA. RefSeq names its product methyltransferase domain-containing protein. The transcript is spliced from 2 exons. The record is from RefSeq and is a predicted model, not a curated record. Lineage: Eukaryota; Fungi; Ascomycota; Sordariomycetes; Hypocreales; Clavicipitaceae. Bases 1 to 819 code for a protein of 272 amino acids.
AUGGAUAUCAUCGCUCUGCAGAAUUGGGCCUAUCUUCCAGAUCUACCAGACGAUAUCGGUCCAAUCCGCAACCUUCUCCUCCGCUACAGCAAGAUACCAGCGAGGGAUAUUGACAAGCAUAUUUUGCGAGUUCGAGAGAAUGCAUGGAGGAUAUCAAGAUUUCCGUGUGUCGGGCGGUGGAAAUUUCUGCGCUUGACCGAGCAAAACGAUCCCUGCUAUCGACAGGUGCUGUUCAGGCUCAACGUGCCCAGAUCAAAUGACGCCUUUCUAGACUUGGGUUGUUGCGUGGGACAGGUUCUCCGACAACUUCGUCAUGACGGUGUCCAGGGACUUCAGCUCUUCGGAACCGACGUGCAGUCCAAGUUUGUUGACAUAGGCUAUGAUCUAUUCCGGGACCAACACGGUUUCGGCGGAACCUUCGUCAUCGGCGACAUGCUUGAUCCGGAUGACACCCGACUAGACCAGCUGUUACAUAAGGUUACCAUCAUAUAUGCAGGCAGUUUCUUCCACCUGUUCAACUGGAUUCAGCAGGUCUAUAUUGGUAAGCGCCUAGUUGGGUUUCUUAAACACGGUACCAGGAAUGCUCUUAUAUACGGUCGACACAUUGGCACCAGCAGGCCUGGUGUAUCCGCAUUGGGAGGCAUGUCGCCAUAUCUCCAUGAUAAGAAUAGCUUUCAACGCCUUUGGGACGAUAUUGGGGACCUGACCAACACCAAAUGGACAGUGGAGAUGGAACCCGUUGGCGAAAAGGUUAUGGAUUUAGCACGAGUUGGAAAGGAUGCUCAGCCAGUAAACUUCACCGUACACCAGAUAUCAUAA